AUGGAAGCAGAGAAGAGCAUUGGAGGCAAUGGCGAGAUCGCCGAGACAGAAGAGGAAGUGAACAAUAAGAAGAGCAAGCGACAUCGACGAGGAGGCAUAAGAGCUUUACCUUUCAUCCUUGCAAAUGAAAUAUGUGACAGAUUUGCGAGCUCUGGUUUUCAUUCGAACAUGAUAACCUACCUUACACAACAGAUGAACAUGCCAUUGGUAUCAGCCUCCAUCACUCUCACCAACUUUACUGGCACAUCAAACUUCACUCCUCUGCUUGGUGCUUUCAUUGCUGAUUCCUAUGCUGGCCGAUUUUGGACCAUUGUUGUGGCUUCUUUCAUCUAUGAACUGGGAUUGGUUGUGAUAACUGUAUCAGCUGUACUGCCAUAUCUGCACCCCACACCAUGCCCAACUCAAGUGAAUUGCCAAAAAGCCACAUCAUCACAACUAUGGAUACUCUACACCUCUCUAUUCCUCAUUUCACUUGGGACAGGUGGUAUUAGACCUUGUGUUGUGCCCUUUUCAGCAGACCAAUUUGAUAUGACCAAGAAAGGUGUGGAAUCAAGGAAGUGGAACCUCUUCAAUUGGUACUUUUUUUGCAUGGGAUUGGCUUCUCUAAGUGCUUUGACCAUUGUGGUUUACAUUCAAGACAACUUGGGUUGGGGCUGGGGCCUUGGGAUUCCAACCAUUGCAAUGUUCUUAUCCAUCAUAGCCUUUGUGUUGGGCUCACCACUCUAUAAGACUGUGAAACCAGGUAGUAGUCCAUUGGUUCGUUUGGCCCAAGUGCUUGUGGCAGCUAUAAGGAAGAGGAAGGAGGCUUUGCCAGAGGAUCCCAAGUUUUUGUACCAAAAUAGGGAGCUCGAUGCUGCUAUUUCUUUGGAAGGAAGGCUUUUACACGCCGAUCAAUUUAAAUGGUUAGACAAGGCUGCAACUGUGACAGAGGAAGAGUCCAGAGAUCCAAAUGCACCACCAAACUUGUGGAAAUUAGCCACUGUCCACAGAGUUGAGGAGCUAAAAUGCAUAAUUAGAAUGCUUCCAAUUUGGGCAUCAGGAAUUUUGCUCGUAACUGCUUCAUCAAAUCAACAAAGCUUUGUGAUUCAACAAGCUCGCACAAUGAACCGUCACCUCUCUCAUUCAUUCCAAAUUCCCCCAGCUAGCAUGUCCAUUUUCAAUGUUCUAACCAUGAUAGUAGGUGUUGUUCUCUAUGAACGCCUCUUUGUUCCCUUUGCCCGUAGAUUCACUGGGAAACCUUCAGGAAUCACAUGCCUACAAAGAAUGGGAGUAGGUUUUGUUGUUAACAUUGUAGCCACAUUAGUUUCAGCACUUGUGGAAAUCAAAAGAAAACAAGUUGCUGCCAAGUACCAUUUAUUAGAUGAUCCUAAUGCCACUAUUCCUAUUAGUGUAUUUUGGUUGGUACCACAAUAUUGUCUACAUGGGGUGGCUGAAGUUUUCAUGAUUGUUGGACACUUGGAAUUUCUCUAUGAUCAAUCACCUGAAAGCAUGAGAAGUAGUGCUACUGCUCUAUAUUGCAUAACUACAGCAAUUGGAAACUAUGUUGGUACAUUAUUGGUGUCACUAGUGCAUAAGUAUUCUGGCAAGGAAAGGAAUUGGUUACCUAAUAGGAACCUCAAUAGGGGUAGAUUGGAGUGCUAUUAUUUUCUUGUUAGUGGGAUUCAAGUUAUAAAUCUCAUUUAUUAUUUAAUAUGUGCUUGGUUUUACACUUACAAGCCCUUGGAGGAAGUUAGUGAAAUAAACAAGCAAGAAGAUUUGGAACAGGAUAAUGAAAUUGUCUCAUCUGUCAAGGUAAACGAUGGUACGGAGGAAGAAAAGAGAGAAAUUACUAAUAAUGAAUGA
This is a messenger RNA of Abrus precatorius (Indian licorice), 1842 nucleotides long. RefSeq names its product protein NRT1/ PTR FAMILY 3.1-like. The record is from RefSeq and is a predicted model, not a curated record. Gene Ontology annotation, biological process: transmembrane transport. Gene Ontology annotation, molecular function: transmembrane transporter activity. Gene Ontology annotation, cellular component: plasma membrane. The transcript is spliced from 4 exons. The coding region runs from base 1 to 1842 and encodes 613 amino acids. NCBI's taxonomy places the organism in Eukaryota, Viridiplantae, Streptophyta, Magnoliopsida, Fabales, Fabaceae.